CUCAAGUUCACUCGAACCGUCAUGCAGGUCUUACACAAACGCCUGAACUUGUAUAUAGACCCUGCAUCGUACACAUUCACGCCAGCCGAAGCCAGCGCUGGCGCAAGAUCCCUGACUAUACAGAGGGAUUCCGGAGAGAUUGUCCUGAACGCUCCCAAUGUAUCUGCAUCUCCCGCUGGCCAGCGGUCAGCAAAGACAAUAUAUGGAAUACUGGGAAUCAUCUCGCUGACACUCACUGACUACAUUAUUGUCUUGACUGGACGCGAACUGCGUGGUCGUCUCAUGGGCCAAGACAUAUAUCGUGCGACGGAAUACGAGAUCCUCCCGGUAGACCCUCGAGCAUCCGUCCAGCACCCUGCCCAUCCGGUGGAGGCGCACUUACUGGCUCUCGUUCGUUCGCAUCUGGACAAUGGCUACUUCUUCUUCAGCUAUGGGUGGGACCUGACAAGGAGGUUGCAAGCGCAGUGGGCGGCAAGGCAGAGUGACGAGGGAAAGGCUCUGUGGCAGGUGGCGGAUGACAGAUUCUUUUGGAACAAAUACCUGCAUUCCAAGUUCAUUGACACCACGACUGCUGAUCCAAACCAAGACCUCAGCUCCUAUAUUCUGCCGAUCAUGUACGGCACCUUUGACAUUCGCUCGGCAUACGUCAAUGGCUACCACCUUCGCCUAUGCCUUAUCAGUCGGAGGUCUAGGUACAGAGCAGGCACUCGCUAUUUCCGUCGAGGCAUUGAUCAUGAUGGUCAUGUUGCCAACUUCAACGAGACUGAGCAGCUCGUCCUCGUUGACCCCAAGCUCAAUGAAGGCCGGAGCACUUCAGACGAAGCUAGCACGAAGCUGAGCUUUGUGCAGAUAAGGGGAAGCAUUCCGGUGUUCUGGGCUGAAGUGAAUAACCUACGAUACAAGCCUGAUCUACAAGUCAUGGACUAUCCUGACACGGCUAAUGCUAUGCGAAAACAUUUCGAGGAGAUGAUAUCGCAUUAUGGCGCUCAGGACUUGGUGAACCUGGUUAAUCACAAGGGUCACGAGCAACCUGUCAAGGAACAGUAUGAACGCUAUGUUGCUCAGCUCGGACUUCCCGAUGUCAGAUAUGAGUAUUUUGAUUUCCACACCGAAUGUAGACAUAUGCGCUGGGAGCGAAUCAGUCUGCUUAUCGAGAAGCUCCAGUCGGACCUCACUAAGAAUGGGUAUUUCCAUCUGGAUGCAACAUCAACCGAACCUAUCCAAGUCCAGAAAGGCGUCGUUAGGACCAAUUGCAUGGACAACUUGGAUCGCACAAAUGUUACUCAGGCAGCGAUUGCUAAGUGGACGCUGAACCGGCAGCUGAGAGUGAUUGGAGUGCUGAAGGAUGAUGAUUCCAUUGACUACCACGAGAGCCUUAGCAAAGACUUCCGAGAAAUGUGGGCAGACCACGCAGACUUGAUAUCAAUAGCCUAUGCUGGGACAGGAGCACUUAAGACGGACUUCACCCGGACAGGUCAACGCACUAAGUCGGGAGCUCUGGAAGAUGGCUACAAGUCUGUAAUGCGGUACCUCAAGAAUAAUUAUUUUGAUGGCCCUAGACAGGAUGCAUACGACCUGAUGACGGGAGUGUGGGUCCCUCGAAGAGGCCCCUCGUCGGCUCUAUUCCUCAUUAUUGAUUCGCGGCCACUGAUAAUCCGCUCCGUUCCUUACCUCGCUUUCUUGUCUGUGUUCAUGAUACUCGCUGGACUCACCCUCCCUCGGACCUCUCAAUACUCCCUAUUCUAUUACUUCCUCAUCUGGUUCACGCUAUUCGCGUUAUCCAUGGCAUUCAUAUUCGCGCACGGCAUCGACUACGUGUCGUGGCCACGACUUCUGCCACCUACCGAGGUCAUCCACUACCACGGCUCUGGGUUCCAAUCCGCACGCAAAGGCAGGGGUAUUGGCAUUCCGGCCUUGGACGUUGGGAAGCUCCGGUCUGGCGCGGGUGCUGGCGCCCAGUGGCUAGCAAAGGGGCGAAAACGUGCGGGUAGCAAAUUGGAAGAGAUUGAGAUGGGUACCAAGAAGAGGCUGGAUUAAUAUCCGAUAUCUGAACGUACUCCCUACACAGGUGCAUGGUGGCAGGCACAUACUACAUAGUACUGUAUAUAGAAGGCUUUUGUUAUUAAUCGGAGCUUCCAUGGCAGCGAUUUCUCCAGUAUUGCAUGCCCUCUUAUCAGGACAAAGUCACGAAAGUGAUCGC
Molecule: messenger RNA, 2200 nt
Organism: Gloeophyllum trabeum ATCC 11539
Lineage: Eukaryota; Fungi; Basidiomycota; Agaricomycetes; Gloeophyllales; Gloeophyllaceae
Exons: 15
Coding region: 22-2037 (671 amino acids)
Biological process (GO): phosphatidylinositol dephosphorylation
Cellular component (GO): endoplasmic reticulum
Molecular function (GO): phosphatidylinositol-4-phosphate phosphatase activity
Source: RefSeq, a predicted model, not a curated record